Messenger RNA from Didymodactylos carnosus, 1112 nucleotides. The record is from the annotation of a GenBank genome assembly. NCBI's taxonomy places the organism in Eukaryota, Metazoa, Rotifera, Eurotatoria, Philodinida, Philodinidae.
UUCGAGAAAGAACGUGUUUUUCUCGAAAACGACACCUUUCGAGUAUUUCGUAUUUUUCGACCGGAAGGAAGCAUUUGCUAAGGCUAAAAAGUAGUUUUCCGUGAUCAGCAGCUCCAGCUCUAUCCAACGAUGUAAAGAAAACACGAAAAAAAAAUUUACUAAAAGUUUGAAUUGCCUGCACCUUACCAUCAGCCGCAUCAGUAAGAUCUAAGGCUGCAUCUGUUUUCACGGGUGUAGUGAAAACAAUGAGUGCAUUAAUGACAGAGGCCAUGAUUCGCAUGGAAAGAGCACAGAAAAUUCAGGCAGAAGCUUUAGAGAGAGUCAUGAAGAAUGCAUAAGAAAUACAGGCAGAUGCACUACUACGAGUCUUCAGUCAGCAGAAAAAUUCUGCACCUACAUUGCCACCAAUGUAGACAGCUUCAGCUGCCGCUAAUUCACAUACAUCAGUUAUUUCAUUGCCUGUUAAUGUUUUUAAUGCUUCAAAUUUCGAUGUUUCUCAAUGUACAAGGUCAUUACCACCAGAUGUCACUGUGAAUGACUCAAUUAGCCAUUUUAGUGGUAAGACAAAUGAACAACCGAAUAAAUUUUUACAUGAAUAUCAACAAACGAUGAGAACUCUUUUCCGUGCUUCAAAUUUACAAUUACUUCGAAAUAUCUGUAAUUGGUUGUCAGGUCUAGCUCGUGAUUGGUAUCUACAACUUUUACAAUCACGUCAGUUGCCAAACAGUUGGUCUGAAUUUAAAAAGAUGUUUUUAUCGCGUUUUCGUAGUCUCGAGCGUGUUGAAGCUCUGAAAUUUGAGCGUAGUCAUUGUGCUCAAGGUGAAAAUGAGACAGUCGAAGAUUUUUAUCAAAGAUAUUUAGGAUUAAAUCUUGAGAUUAGUCCGAAAAUAAAAGAGAAAGUUUUGAAAAAACAACUUCUCAGAAAAUUGAGGCCUGAAAUUCUUCUUUGGAUGAAAGGUAAUCCUGACAGUAUGUCUUUAGAUGACGUUCUAAAAAAGGCUGAAAAAGCUGAGCUUCAAUUACUCUAUCGUCGUAAGGAAGAAACGCAAAAAGGCAUUGAAGCAUAUAAUGUUCUGUUAUUUCAACUGCAUCUCAUAGCCACAAAUUUGUAA